AUGGCGACCCAUUUCUUCUCUCGCUCGAUUCCCAAGUCCCAAGCCGUGGCUUCAUUUCUCUCUCGCUCCCUCUCCACCGCCACCUCCGCCACUUCCCUAUCCACCACCGCCGCCCAAUCUCGCUCUUCUUCGCUUUCUCUCCUCCACCGCCUCCGCCCUCUCGCUGGAGUCAUGGCUUCCGCCGGAAGGCUCUCCCCUGCAAUCGUCCGGUGCUUGUCGACCAGAUCGACGACGUCGUCGCUCAGGGACCCGAACCCUAACUGGUCGAACCGGCCUCCCAAGGAGACGAUCCUCCUCGAUGGGUGUGACUUCGAGCACUGGUUGGUUGUCAUGGAGGCCCCUCAGGGUGAUAUCACUAGGGAUGAGAUCAUCAAUAGCUACAUCAAAACCCUGGCUACCGUCGUCGGAAGUGAGGAAGAAGCAAGAAUGAAGAUCUACUCAGUUUCAACUAGGUGCUAUUAUGCGUUUGGGGCGCUUGUAUCUGAAGAGGUUUCACUCAAAAUCAAAGAGUUGCCUGGAGUCCGUUGGGUACUUCCCGAUUCCUACUUGGAUGUUAAGAAUAAAGAUUAUGGAGGUGAACCUUUUAUUAAUGGCCAAGCAGUGCCAUAUGAUCCCAAGUACCAUGAGGAAUGGAUAAGAAACAAUAGUCGAGCAAAUGAGAGAAACAGGCGUAAUGACAGACCUCGUAACUUUGACAGAUCAAGGAACUUUGAAAGGAGAAGGGAAAAUAUGCAGAAUCGUGAUUUUCAGAAUACGGGUCCAUCUCCUAUGCCUAAUCAAGCUGGGCCAAAUUCGGGACCUGGACCUGCCAACAUGGGUCCUCCACCCCCCAACAGGGGUCCAAUGUCUCCCAACAUGGGUCCUCCACCCCCCAACAGGGCUCCAAUGUCUCCCAACAUGGGUCCUCCACCCCCGAACAGGGCUCCAAUGCCACCUCCCAACAUGGGUCAACCAAACAACUACAAUAAUCCCCAGCCAAGCAACAACUGGAAUUCUGGGCCACCAAACAGCUAUAAUCAGGCGCCUCCCAACAGCUACAAUCAGAUGCCGCCCAACAACUACAAUCAGAUGCCUCCCAAUAACCCGGGAGGGGUGCCACCAAACAACAUGGCUCCGCCUUCUAAUGCAGGAUGGAAUGACCCUGGACAAUACCAGAAUAACUACACGCCAGACAGGGAUGCUGGAGUCAAUCCUGGUCCAAACCGUUACUAAGCUUGAGGCUAGUUGCAGUAUGAUGAAUCUUGGAAGGCAUGUUGUAGAUAAACGAGGAGGUUGCUCGAGAUGGGCUGUAGGUUUCAAUGUUUCUGGUCUUGAAUGAUAUUUCGUUUGGCAGAUUGCUGUGGUCAGAUCGUGGUUGCCUUUCAUCCGAAUAUGAUUACACUUUCAAGGUCAUAUCUUAUGCGAUUAGUCGUAUCUUUACGUUGGUGCGCAGCAUGAGUUCUUUCAGGUAGUGCACAUAUUGACAGAAAGCAGACUGCAUGGGGAUCCUUGUUAAAUGGAACAUGUUAAUUUGCAGUACUCUCUGAAGAUUAUGUGUUGCUAUUCGUUCGUAGAUUGUUUUUGCAUAUUUUGGGGGUGAUGUUAUUUUGCUAGAAAAAUGACAUGUUACAUUGUCAAUUUGGUAA
Messenger RNA from Pyrus x bretschneideri (Chinese white pear), 1625 nucleotides. Its product is annotated as multiple organellar RNA editing factor 8, chloroplastic/mitochondrial-like. Bases 1 to 1212 code for a protein of 403 amino acids. Lineage: Eukaryota; Viridiplantae; Streptophyta; Magnoliopsida; Rosales; Rosaceae. The record is from RefSeq and is a predicted model, not a curated record. Gene Ontology annotation, biological process: mitochondrial mRNA modification; cytidine to uridine editing. The transcript is spliced from 4 exons. Gene Ontology annotation, cellular component: mitochondrion.